AUGUCGGACAACGAAAAAAAAAUUGUGCUGCUGCAGACCAAAAAAUCAAUGAGCUGGAUCCGAAAUGAGCUGUUCGGUCCGAUUCAAGAAGCUGCUCGCAAACCGAAUCCUUUCACUAUCGACCCAACAACAUGUUGGUGCAAUCUGUCGGAGCUCCGAUUAUGCAUGCUGAUCGUGGAGAACAAGCCGGUCGGCUACAAAAGCUCUUGGUGCAAACUGGACCUCAUAGAACGUAUGAAAACAAUUUUUGAUGAUGAGGAUCCGUCAUGCAAGAUUUUCUUAAGUGACGAGAAUGAAGUCGCUUUUGACGAACAAAGAAAACAACUUGAGAGCGGAAGCACCAAGCGUUUGCUGUUCCCACCAAAGUAUACGGCGCGCCCAAGUCUUCAAAUGCUCGAAGACAAGUUAAAUGAAUGGUACAAUAUGAACAUCAGCGAGAAGAACGAGCCAAUUCCAAAGGGCGAAUUCGGGUUCGGUGGCUACCACCUUCCCGCGCGUCGUCUUGCUCAAAUCCCGCCCGAUUACGCACCUGACGUCGAAGGUGAACAUCCACUGGCAUUCAUGGACCGACGACAAAAAGAAGAAGAGAAACAAGACGAGCCAGAAGAUGACGAAGCAGCCAAAUGCAGUUCCACCGAGGCUUGA
Messenger RNA from Caenorhabditis briggsae, 645 nucleotides. The transcript is spliced from 4 exons. Gene Ontology annotation, biological process: regulation of DNA-templated transcription. Gene Ontology annotation, cellular component: nucleus; H4/H2A histone acetyltransferase complex. The record is from RefSeq and is a predicted model, not a curated record. The coding region runs from base 1 to 645 and encodes 214 amino acids. NCBI's taxonomy places the organism in Eukaryota, Metazoa, Nematoda, Chromadorea, Rhabditida, Rhabditidae.